Molecule: messenger RNA, 10835 nt
Organism: Lates calcarifer (barramundi perch)
Lineage: Eukaryota; Metazoa; Chordata; Actinopteri; Centropomidae
Gene: patj
Product: PATJ crumbs cell polarity complex component
Exons: 48
Coding region: 258-6092 (1944 amino acids)
Molecular function (GO): protein binding
Source: RefSeq, a predicted model, not a curated record
UUUUUUCUUCUUCUGACGCUGUUUGAGAAGCUACGUUAGCAUGCUAGCGGCUAGCGCGGGUGUUAGCGGACGGUUGAGUUGCCGUGAAGUUGUGAAGCUGAUGGAGCAGAAGUUGUUUUAACGUCGUUUCGGUGAAGUUACCGGUCGUAAAGACGCGGAGCAGCGGGGUUUGGUGUCGUCGCUGAGGGGAUAAAGUGAGUUUCGAAGCUGUCGCAGCAGACUGAUCCAGAAGGACAGACAGAGGCAGAGGGACGACGAUGUUUGAAAAUGUCCCGACAGUGUCGUCGGUGGAGCGUCAGCAGGUCCUGGGGGCUCUGGACCGUCUGCACUCCAAACUGGUCCAGAGGGAGGAGUGGACCCACAGCGACACCCUGGGGAACCUGAGGGACACCCUGCAGAGUCCUCUGUUCAGCCACAUCCUGACCCUGCAGCACUCCAUCAAGCAGCUGCGAAACCAGCUGAGCAGUAUGCCUCCAGACUCCUGCAGCGAGUUCAGUUUCUCCAAAAAGGGUCAGCUGAUCAUGAGCGCCGUCGAUCGCGCUGGCAGCUCGGCCCCGCCCACCCUGUCUGCCUCCUCCUCCGUCCUGACCAAUGGCUCGUCUCCGCCCGUCCACCAGACUCCGCCCCCGUCUGACCUCCUCCAGAAGUGGAUCCUCACCACUGCCAAGGGCCGUCAGACGGAGCUGGUCAGUCUGACCCGGCCUCUCUCCGGAGGUCUGGGCUUCAGUGUGGUUGGUCUGAAUCCUGCAGGAAGCAGCAGUCAGGGAGUCUUCGUCAAACACAUCCAACCUGGAGGCAUCGCACACAGGGAUGGGCGUCUCCAGGAGCGGGACCAAAUCCUGGUGAUAAACGGCAGCCCUCUGGAGACGGGGAUCAGCCAGCAGCAGGCCCUGACCCUGCUGCAGCAGCCCGGGGAGACGGUGGAACUGGUGGUGGCCAGGGAGCGCCCGCCCAACGCAUCGUCACCCACCGCGCCCAUCAACACGGAUCAGUGGGGUCAUGUUGAAGAGAUCGAGCUGGUGAACGAUGGAUCGGGUCUGGGCUUCGGGAUCGUCGGGGGGAAGACGACCGGGGUGGUCGUCAGGACGCUCAUCCCAAACAGCGUGGCUGAUAAGGACGGCCGUCUCCGCACAGGUGACCACAUCCUUCGCAUCGGGCCGACGCCCACCAGCGGCCUCACCAGCGACCAGGUGGUCAAGGUGCUGCAGGGGUGCGGGAGUCACGUGACCAUGCUGAUCGCCAGGGAUCCGCGAGGUCAGAGGUCGACGGGUCCUCCUCCCCCGCCACCUCCAGACUCCGCCCCCGUCUCCUCUUUACCCCCACGACCCCCCGAACUGCCCGUCCAGCGCCCCGUCGUGGCCCCCCAGCGCCGGCUCAGCAAGACGCCCAACCUGGAGGGAUAUGAGAUCCACGAGGUUCCUCUGACCAAGAAGGACGGCCAGAGCCUCGGCAUCUCCAUCAUCGGCUACAAUCCUCUGACCAGCCAAGAUGCAGUUGGUGUUUUUGUCAAACACGUGGUUCCGGGCAGCGCCGCAGAUCAGAGCGGAAACAUCCGAGUCCAUGACCGACUGUUGGCCUUGGACGGCGUCAGUCUUCACGGGAUGACCAAUCAGGAGGUGUUGGAGGUGAUGAAGCAGACGGGUCAGACUGUGGUUCUCACUGUGGUCAGGAAGAAACCCAGAGCCCUGGAGAGAUCCCUGGAUAAAGUGGAGAGGCAGUCGUCUCAUGUGUCACUGCGGAGGUCCCUGGACAUGAGGACUCACUCGUCUGGGUUUGGCUCCUCAACGAUGAAGCUGGAACCGAUGUACCCGAACGCAGCACAGCUGAGCAGAGCUGAGUCCACGUACUCGUACAGUUCAGACACUACAGAGGCAGAACUGAGAGCUAAAUGGGAUCAGGCUCUGGGACCACGGUACCAAGUCCUGGUGGUGAAGUUGGAUCCUGUCAUUGAAGAUGAUGCAGAGCUGCAGAAAUCCUCCAAACUGUUGCCCGUCCACACUCUGCGUCUCGGUGUGGAGUUGGACUCGUUCGAUGGUCACCAUUACAUCUCCUCGGUGGUCCCCGGAGGCCCCGUGGAUAAACAUGGAGUGUUGAGACCAGAGGACGAACUCCUGGAGGUGAAUGAUGUUCAGCUCUACGGUAAGUCUCGUCGAGAGGUGGUGUCGUUCCUUAAAGAAGUGCCUCCUCCGUUCACUCUGGUCUGCUGCCGACACCCGACCUCUGACCUGGAACCAGAACCAGAAUCUGAACCAGAGUCCGAGCCUGAACCAGUGUUACAACCAGGACGUGGACCGGCAAGACCACGAGACCUCCAGCCCAGUGUGGAGGAGAUCGAGUUGAAGCUGUCGUCGAUGCUCGGCGGUCAGACGGUCCUGAGAGACGACAGCGGUGAGCAGCAGCAGGCAGUCAGACAGGAGCAGGUUUCUCCUGUGGAGGAGGUCCAGAAGGAGGAGAAGAUUCAGUACAGCCGUGAGGAGGAAGAAGAUGAGAAGCAGGAUGAAGACGAGGAUGAGGAUGUGGAUGAAGAUGAAGAGGAGCUGGCUCUGUGGUCUCCAGACGUUCAGGUGUUGGAGCUGCAGAAGGAGAGCGAUAAAGGCCUCGGCUUCAGCAUCCUCGACUACCAGGAUCCAUUAGAUCCCGGUCGCUGUGUGAUGGUGAUUCGUUCUCUGGUUCCUGGUGGUUCAGCUGAGCGUCACGGUGGACUCCUUCCUGGAGACCAGCUGGUUUCUGUCAACCAGACCCAGCUGGACCUGCUCACCCUGGCCCAGGCUGUGGAGGUCUUGAAGUCUGCCCCACCUGGAACAGUCCGUCUGGGUAUCCGGAAGCCUUUGGUGGUGGAGGGACCAGAGAGGAGGAGCGAGGACAGCAGCCAGGUGUCUCUCAACAACAUUCACCUGUCCGUACCGAAGGGUUUCGGUGACGGCUCCAUCUUGCCUGAAGACCUUCGACAAGGAGAGGAGGAGGAGGAGGAGCCGGAGCUGAUCCUGGAUGGAGGUCUGCCUCGCUACACCACCUCCUCUCUGACCUCUGACCCCCUGCCUGGAGAGGAGGGCAGGGAGAUGGCUGUGGACGAGGAGGUGGAGGAGGUGAAGACAGAGGAGAGAGAGGAGGAGAGGAUGAGCUCUCUCCCCAGGAAACCUCCUCCGUCGUGGGAGGAGUGGAAGCUCUCCUCCUCCAGCCGGGCCGGAGCAGAGGAGAGCGAAGACGACGACCUGCAGAGAUCAGAGAGAGAGAGCAUCGUUUCUGUAGGAAAUCUGAUCCUGGGUCUUCCAGAGUCCAGAGACAGUGAAGCAGACUCUGAACUCACUCUGACCGACACCGACACAGAGUCCAUCAGGAUGAUUGACAUGCAGCAGAGGAGGAAGAGGCGGAGCCAGGGAGGAGCCUCUCUGCCAAUCAGAGGAGGCCACAGUGAGCUCCCUGAGAGAGAGGAGGGGGAGGGAGAGGAGACUCCGGCCUUCAGUCACUGGGGACCCCCCCGCAGGGUGGAAGUGUGGGCGGAGGAGGAUCAGUCUCUGGGUCUGAGCAUCGUGGGCGGUCGUCACGUCAUCAAGCGCCUGAGGAACGGAGAGGAGCUGAAGGGAAUCUUCAUCAAACAGGUUUUACCAAACAGUCCCGCCGCCAAGACUCGGUGUCUGAAGACCGGGGACAAGAUCCUGGAGGUGUCAGGUGUCGACCUCCGAGCUGCGAGUCACGAGGAGGCGGUCAGUGCCAUUAAAUCAGCUCCGAGCCCCGUCGUCUUCAUCGUCCAGAGUCUGUCUGCGACGCCUCGGCCUGUCUCUCUCACAGCUCCCAGCUACAACAAACACAAAGCAAAGAGGACAGAGUCUCCGAAUCCAGGAGUAAACCCACCUCCUCUGAGACAGCCCCCACCUUACAGACCCCCCAGCCAACAGGAGCAUGAGCUGACCUCUGACCUGGAGCAGGCCAAAGAGCGUUGGUGUGAGCGUUAUGGAGACCUGCGGGGGGAGCUGCUGUGCGUGGAGCUGGAGAAGGAGCGACAGGGUCUGGGUCUCAGUCUGGCAGGAAACAGGGAUCGUUCCCGCCUCAGCAUCUUUGUGGUGGGACUCCAUCCGGGAGGAGCAGCCGCCCGAGACGGACGCAUCCGGGUCGGAGACGAGCUGCUGGAGAUUAACAACCAGAUCCUUUAUGGGCGGAGUCACCAGAACGCCUCAGCCAUCAUUAAGAGCGCCACCUCCAAGGUGAAACUCAUCCUGCUCAGAAAUGAUGAUGCUAUAAACCAGAUGGCCGUCCCCCCCUUCCCGACUCCCCCUCCUCCCCCCCUCCUCAGCCCUGAGUGUGUGUCUCCAGCUCCACCUGGUGCCCCCACCCCCACAGACGGACCCCGCCCCCCCAACACCCUGACGCUCCACCCGUUGUCGGACGCACCGGAUGAGAUGAACAAUGAGGCCGAACAGAACAACAGGAACAGAAACAGGAGCAGCAACAGUAACAGCGCCCCCCAGAGUCUGAGAGAGGCAGACACACUGAAAAAGAGGCUGAAAGCUGCAGAGUCUCCAGAAAAUGAGCUUCAGGCUUCGAGAGCGUCGCUGGAGCAACAGUCCUGCAGGUCACAUGGCAGCAGCUCCAGUAAACAGACGGCGGCAUCUCCACCUCUGAUCAGCCCCGACCUGCAGACCACCACCAGAGACCCAUCAUGCUGUGCGGUGGUUCCUGGUCAGGAGACGGUGUUGGAGAUCUGUAAAGGUCGAUCAGGUCUGGGACUCAGCAUCGUGGGAGGAAGAGACACACAGCUGGAUGCCAUAGUGAUCCAUGAGGUUUAUGAGGAGGGAGCUGCAGCCAGAGACGGACGACUGUGGGCUGGAGACCAGAUCCUGGAGGUAAACGGCGUGGAUCUCCGUGGAGCGUCCCAUGAGGAGGCAAUCGCCGCCCUGCGUCAGACACCGGCAAAGGUCCGUCUGACGGUGCUGAGGGAUGAGGCCCAGUACAGGGACGAGGAGAACCUGGACCUGUUUAAGGUGGAGCUGCAGAAGAAGAGCGGCAGAGGGCUAGGACUCAGCAUCGUCGGGAAGAGGAGCGGCAGCGGUGUGUUUAUCUCAGAGGUGGUCAGAGGGGGCGCUGCUGAGCUGGACGGUCGACUGAUGCAGGGAGAUCAGAUCCUGACGGUCAACGGAGACGACACAAGACACGCCUCCCAGGAAACUGUGGCUGCCAUACUGAAGUGUGCUCGGGGUCCGGUCCUGUUGGAGAUCGGUCGACUCAAAGCUGCAUCCUGGAUCUCAUCCAGACACAACUCACAGGGAAGUCAGUUGAGUCAUGUGAGUGGGAACUGCUCAGGUGUUGUGGCUCCACCCCUCACACAGACCCCGGCCUCACCUGACCCCCCCACCUCCGACCCCCCGACCACGACUUCUGCCGGGCCCCCACCACCCCUCAACAACAACGUGAAGUCGUCCCCUGAUGUCACUUCCUCCUCCGCCAACAGCACAGGGGCUGACACAGGCGUCCGAACAGUGGAGAUAACCAGGGGUGUCAGUGACUCCCUCGGGGUGAGUAUAGCCGGGGGGAAGGGCAGCCCGCUCGGUGACAUCCCCAUCUUCAUCGCCAUGAUUCAGGCCAACGGAGUCGCCGCCAAGACACAUCGACUCAAGGUCGGGGACAGGAUCGUCAGUAUUAACGGUCAGUCUGUGGAUGGUGUGACGCACAGCGAGGUCGUCGCCAUGUUGAAGAACAGCUAUGGAAACAUCAGCCUGCAGGUGGUAGCGGACACCAACAUCAGCGCCAUCGCCACUCAGGUGGAGAGUUUGUCGAGCAGCUCUGGUCUGUCGGCCAACACUGACACACACACCACAGAGCCAGAGGGUCCAAGGCCCCGCAGCAUCAGUCUGGAGAAAGGCUCUGAGGGACUCGGCUUCAGCAUCGUCGGGGGGUUCGGCAGUCCACACGGAGACCUGCCGAUCUACGUCAAGACCGUCUUCAGCAAGGGAGCGGCGGCGGUGGACGGGCGUCUGAAACGAGGCGAUCAGAUCCUGUCGGUGAACGGAGAGAGUCUGCAGGGAGCGACACACGAACAGGCCGUCGCCAUCUUGAAGAAACAGAGAGGAACUGUCACACUGGACGUCCUGUCAUAACACACACACACACACACACACCUGAAAAACACCUGCACAGCUCCUGUGACGAGUUCAGGUGCAUCACACACCCCCUGACUCUUAGAUCAAGAACUCUGAACUUCCCAACAUGCAAAAAAAAAAAAAAAAAAAGGAAACUGCAUCAGACAGUGCCAAGACACACACACACACACACGCAGUAAAACUACCUGCAGCAUGAUCAGCGUCACCACUUUAAUAUGUGUAACAGAGUUUCUCAACCUUGGGCUUGGGGGCCACAUGUGGGGUCACCUAAUGAGCAGAGGUGUUGAUGCUAUGUGUUAGCAUGCUAACAUUUGCUAAUUAGCAGCAAACACAAAAAGGGAAGUCAUGUUUUUUUUCUGGUGUUUGGUCAAGAAGCUAUAGAACCUCUACAGCUCUCCAUCCACACUUUUGGCAAAAUGAGACGUUUGAAUUUGUCAGAGAUAAAAAUGCACAUUUUUCACUUCUUUCUGACAUUUCAUGGAAGGAGGCAUUAAAAUACAGAAACAAACAAUAAAAUAUGGAGAUUUAAGAAAAAGGUGAUACCUGGAUCCGGCGUUACGAGUCAGAGAUGGUUGAGAGACUCUGUUACGAGACUUGCUUUGAUUCAGAAUCUCAUUUAAAACAAGAGUCUGUGGCAGUGAAGUCGUUUAAAUCCUGCACCGGUUAACAGACGGACUCAGAGGACGACAGGGACGAAGGUUUUAAUGGAGGAACUGUUUAUGAUCCAGAGGAAAAAAAGGGAAGCGUUGGUGACUGGACAGAGACGCGUUAGCUUAGCAUCUCCUCUGUGGUUAGCCAUUAGCCAUGGAGUCGCGGUUAUUGUACAAGUGGAAACUGAGACACUUCCUCAUCAACAUCUGCUGUCGUCAGAGCAAACAGCUGUUACAAACCCAGAGAAAACAACAAUUAUCCUCUCUGAUAUCACUAAUAAAUUCACUAAUUGUGUGGGGCCUUUAAACUGAUUUUUAAAGCUGCAGAUCUUCCUCUAACCUCUCACCGCACUGCGGUGAUGUCACAGUGUACUCCAGGUAAGCUGUGACAUCACAGUUUGGGCGUGGCCACAGAGGAUGGAGGAAGCACUGAGGUGUAAUUAAAUCUUAAACCAAACAGACAACACAACACUACAGUCCCCUCGUGACAAACUUCAGAGUUUAUCUUCACAUAUAUGUUAAACCAAAUCAAAUUAAGUCAGCUGUUUAAUUUAGCUUUUCAGCUCUUUAUUUAAGUGCCAUCAUUUAUAAAAUUAGCUGUUUUUUUAUUUCAGUUGUGAAUAUUUAAUUCCUCUCACAUAAAGAUAUUAAAGAUGAAAUUAAACUCAUGUUUUUCUUCCAUUUUUAUUCAGUAAUGAAUCCACACGACACAGAAAUGAACAUUAUAUAAAUAAACAUGAAACACUGAUGAGACUCUCAGGACUUGGUCGGCAUGGAGACGCCCUGUCGCUCCCGGCAACAGAUACAGUGUCUUCCACAUGAUUGUUAUCAUGGAGAGAAAUUAUCACGAAUAAUUAAAGAUUCUUUUUUAUCAUUUUUUAGAAGCAGGUGUGAAUAAAGACAACAAACUGACAUUUAGUGAAACCUUCUCGUUCUCUGAUAUUUAGCCUAGCUUAGCACAAACACUGGAAGCAAAGGGAAACUGUUAGCCUAACCCUCCAACAGCUCCAAGUCUGUCCAAGUGUUAACAGGAUUUUUAAUGAGUAAUUCACAGAUGAACAUUAAAAACAGCCCUGAAUUUUUGUUAUCUGCGUCCAUUACCAUGAAAGCGACUCCUGAAUUUUCAAUGAUAGAGAAUUUUUUGGCCUUUUUUUAUAAAAUAAAAUAACAGAUUUUAUUUAUGAGCUCAGUAAAAUUAAACCACACAGAAAACCCAGUAAAAAUAUCUUAAUUAACCCAUUCAUCAUCUGAAAACCCCAGAAAACACCAAAAUUAUGGCAUUAUUAAAGGACCAGUGUGUAAGGUUUACUGCCAUCUGAAUACCCACCCACUCCCUUUCCAAGCGUAUUGGAGAGUCUACAGUGGCCUUCAGGUGACAAAAUGGCAUCAACCCAGAAAUCAAAAGGUUCAGUUUUUCCGUUCUGGGCUACUGUAAAAACAUGGCGGGCUUCGUGGAAGAGGACCUGUUCGCUAUGUAGAUAACAGCUCACUCAAGGUUAAGGAAAACACGGUAAUAGUUUUAAGUGAUUAUUUUUAUUCCAUUUCUGCCAAUAGAUAAUUCCAGUAAAUGUUACACACUUGACAUUUAAUAAUUAGUUAAUUGAUCAGCAGAAAUUGUUUCGAUAUUCUAAAUUGUUUCAGUCGUUUUUUCAGACAGACUUUAAGCUGUUUAAGGUUUUUAACAGUUUCUUUUUGCUUCUUUACAUUUUGGCAGAAAUAUUCAGAUUCACUAAUCUCACAUAUUUGUCGUCAUUAUGUUUUUUUGUGUGUGUAUUUAUUGUACAAAACCUUCAGGUAGCAGGUUUCUCAUUUUCAGACAUGAAACUUUAAACCUGCUCAGAAACACUGGAUUUAUCUCAGACAGGGAACAGGAGGGUUUAUCAAACGUUCAGACUGUUGUUUUCAAUGUGAAGGUAACGUGUAUAAAGUUUAGUUUAAUACCACAGACACCUGAGUGAAAAAUUAACAUCGGCUGCAGACGUCAGUCUCGACAAUGAAGUGAGAACAGUUUGUUUCUGUUCUUUAAACAUAUCAAUCAACUGCAGAACACUUUAUGUUCUAGAUUCUUGUGUCAUAAUUAUUGUCUUAAUUUUUGGCUCUUUAUUUGUAGAUGAAAUGUAAUUUAUUUUUGAUUUUGCUGGAAAUUAACAGUGUUGUUGUUUUAUGAUGAUGAUGAUGAUGAUAUGUUUUGUGUGAACUGUCAGAAACCACAACAGAAAACCUGCAGCUGUGUCGAAGCUGUGGUCGCUCUUUAUUUUAUCUCAUUUAUUAAUAAUUUCCUCUUAACAACCGAGCGAUUUAAUUGGUCCAACCCAUAAAGAAAACAGAGAUAUCAUUUAGUUUAAUGUUAUUCAUCAACAGCUGCAUCUAGACUUAACACAAAUCCAAACUAAUCAGUGAUCGAUCGAAUGAUCAAUUCAAUCAAUAGUUUGAAUUUUCUUUUCUUUUCAUGCAGUAAAUGUACUUGUCUUAUAUCACCAGUCAACUUCACAGGAAACUAUUAAUAAAUUACUGGGAUGUACGAGGGCUGAUUGAUCAGUCUGUGUCCUGAGGUCAAAGGAGAUGAGUGAAACCGCUCAGGUUACAUGAACGUUGAGUUAUUAUGGACAAAGUUUGGUUUUGAAAAGUUGCUCCAAUCCAAAAGCAAUGUUGAUAUUUGUCGCCAGUUUUUUUUGUUCCCUAUCAUAAACUUUAUGUCUCUAAUCUCUGUGAAACUGUCUAAAUGUUGACCUGCAGGUUAAAGCUGAAGACUGUGACUGGACUUCGUCAGCUUCUAAAAAACUAAACAGACGUUUUGUUGUUGUUUUGACGAGAACAGACGAUCGGUCGGGUUCAGUUUGUGGUUUCUGACUUUUCACAGUCUGUGAUGUGUAGGUUUAUUUUUCUGCUCUGAUGUGAACUCACACAGUUAAUGUCCAACAUGUGGCUGCUGUAGCACUCUGUGCCAUCCAUCCAUCCAUCCAUCCAUCCAUCCAUCCAUCCAUCCCUCCAUCCAUCCAUCCUGUAGCACCUUUCAGAGCUUAGACCUGGUCCAGGAUGAUCAGACCUCUGUUGCUGAGUGGCUCAUAAACCUUGUUACGGCUCAUAAAUCAUGUUACAAGAGGUUGAAACUAUAAAUUCAGUGGACAUCAGUCAGAGUUUAGUGUCAUUUUAUAAUCCAGUCUGUGAUUCAAAGUCUUAUUCAGUCGUAUGAAAUAUUUACCAGACAAACACUGAUUCCUGUUGAACCUUUAGAAGAAAACAACAUUAAAGCCCUCACAUCUCAUUCUGACUGUAGAGUUAAAAUAUUCAAAUUAGUUAGGUUCAUUUGUUUGUUAUAUUAUUACAUGAUUUUAUUUAUGUUACAGUUUUUGCAUAUGACAAAGGUGCGUUUGUUUUCUACUCCAGAGCACCUGGUAACGUUUUGGACCAACAUGUUUUCUUUACAUAAACAUAAACCGACUUCUUUACUCAUCUUUAUUAUGUUUAUUUGUCUUAAAUCACACAGUGAAGUAGAAAACAUGAUAAAAAAAAUCCUUGGAGUGAGGUUUUAACUGAUUUCCUCACUUUUAUCUUUAUUGUAUUUUCUCCCAAAUUCCAGGAUAUUGUUUAACAAGUGAAACUACAACAUGUAUUGAACAUUGCACAGUAAGAAGACUGUGACUUUAUUCUUGAAGAAUAAAAUUGUCUUCACAAUUUUUCCCAAAUUUAAGUCUUGCUUCCUGAUCCUGUUUGGACCCAGGAUUUACAAAAAUACCCAGAGUUUCAUUCAUCUGAAUUCAUCUCUAGUCCACCAACAAUUGAACUGAGGCAAACUUAAGUUAUCAUGAAAUUAAAGAUGUUGUAGCAUUUCUUCUACAGUCAGAGACGAGCCUGAAACACUUUAACUUUUAAUCCUGUCAUUUUCAUCAUUUUUCUUCUGGUAUUUGACGUCAGGACCUCAGUGACGAACCUGUGUUCGUGUUCUGGAUCAGGUCUGAUCACAGCUGCAGUGCCAUGAAAAUAUCCAUCUCUUGUUUUCUGAUAGUGAAUGAUCUCAUCUUUCCUGUUGUUUCCUCGUGUUGCAGCCACAACACUAAAAUCCCUUUAAAGAAUCUUUAAACACCACAAA